This is a messenger RNA of Entelurus aequoreus (snake pipefish), 1202 nucleotides long. Its product is annotated as C1q-related factor-like. Bases 36 to 824 code for a protein of 262 amino acids. The transcript has 2 exons. Gene Ontology annotation, molecular function: protein binding. The record is from RefSeq and is a predicted model, not a curated record. NCBI's taxonomy places the organism in Eukaryota, Metazoa, Chordata, Actinopteri, Syngnathiformes, Syngnathidae.
GGCGCAAGACCCUGGUGGCGGCCGCAGUGGGGGUCAUGCUGGUCCUGGUCCUGGUGGUCAUCAUCCCCGUGCUGGUCAGCUCCGUGGGGUCGGGCGGCGGAGAGGACGGCGCCGGCCGCUACGAGAUGCUGGGGACGUGCCGCAUGGUGUGCGACCCCUUCCCCACGGGGGAGCCCGUCACCGCCGAGCUACAGGUGGAAGCCGGUUUGGCCGAUCACAGCAUCGGACCGCCGUUGCACACGUACGGCGCUCACGGCUCCCCCGGCAGACACGGUCGCCCCGGCAACCCCGGACCCCCGGGCCCACCUGGAGAACCAGGUCCUCCGGGACCCAAAGGACCCCCCGGGGAUGCCAUGGACGUGGUCCGGAAGGGGAUUCUCGGAUUCGGGGGCAAAGGCUCGGUCAGCACCACCACCUACACCACCACGCCCCGGGUGGCUUUUUACGCGGGACUCCGGAACCCGCAGGAAGGUUACGACAUCCUCCGCUUCGACGACGUGGUGACCAACAUCGGGGGCAACUUUGAGGGCGCCACGGGGAAGUUCACCUGUAAGAUCCCCGGCACCUACUUUUUCAUAUACAACGUUCUGAUGAGGGGUGGAGACGGCACCAGCAUGUGGGCGGACCUCAUCAAGAACGGUCUGGUGAGGGCCAGUGCAAUCGCCCAGGACCAGGACCAGAGUUACGACUACGCCAGCAACAACGUCAUUCUGCACCUGGACGCGGGCGACGAGGUCUUCAUCAAACUGGACGGGGGAAAGGCCCACGGCGGCAACAGCAACAAGUACAGCACCUUUUCGGGCUUCAUUCUCUACGCCGACUAGCCGGGCGGGGACCACGGCGGGUCGCUUGACUUUCACUUGCAGCCAGGACGACGUUGCCCGUAGCCACCGAUCUGCGGUCGGGCGGGCGGAUUGGCGGUUACGGGAAACGGGUCUACCUCUUUGUCCAUUCAGGGUGCCUACGCCGCGGUUCCGACAACCCGACCCAACGCGUCAUGGCGGCGGCGAUUCCGACAGCGUCAUCUCCAAACACGUCUCGUUUGCUGGUGUUCUUGCAUUCUUCCUGUUAGCACGCUAAGAUGUGAACUCAGGCGUCGGAAUGGGAUUAUUGUUUUAGUGAAUAAGCUCUGAUAUUGAAUCUUGUCAGUCCGAGUCCUGUCUUGUUCAAGACCUUGAUUAAAUAUUUGUGCCAUUCUACCA